AUGGAUAUUUUCCGUACGUUUCAAGCACGGGCCUCUCGAGAAAAUUGCAUUUUUGCACACCCCGCCGAAUCGCCGCUGGCAAGGUCUCCUACCGUUCGGUUACCCUGCUCGAAGCGCCUCAAGUAUCUCCAAGUCUAUGCCAAUGAGCGAGUUGUUGCGAAGAUCUCUCUGCAAGCAAAGUUUGUGGAUCAAUACUCUAAUGCGGAGUUAACACUGACGUGGCGGUCCACGGCCACGGACACCGCAGCAACAGGCGACCCAUGCGCAGUUGUCUUAUCCAGGUCUAUCCACGCACGGGUUUCAAAGACCGCGAAGGGGAGCGGGGGAGGGCAUGUGUGGCCAGUCGGGGGCGUGUCUAUCCAGAGCCAGGGGCAUCGCGAGUCCGCUCUCUUUACCCCGUUGCGGUGUGGUAGCAGCGACGACGACGACGACCACAGCGAUCGAGAGAGAGAGAGCGCGAGAGAGACACCUCGCGAAUCCCAUCGAAGAAGCUCCGCACGGGGAACGCACAUCUCCUGCCCCGUCAUGGCCAUGGCUGUGACCUCCGCGUUCUCCAUGGCGGCUUUGAACGCCGCCCUGCCUUCCGGGGUCUCCUCCCAGUCCAGGAGCGCUGGCGUUUCUUUGCACGCAGCAACUGGGGUGAGCGUCAGGCGGACCGCAUCCGUGGUGGUGCGCUCGAUGCUGACGUCGACUAAGGCUGCUGGAUUUCAGGUCUUCAAUGGCCUCAGGAACGAGAAUGCGCUGCAGCUGCGUAAUGGCGCAUCUUUUGACGUGAUGGGUUUGGGAAUCAGCAAUGGUUCCAAGUGGUUUGCGAUGAGACAUGGCCGCAAAAUCCACCGCCUCGGCAGGCCUGCCGAUCAGCGUCGCGCUCUUCUCAGAGGUUUAACCACCGAAAUCCUCCGCCACGGUAGGAUUAAAACCACCCGUGCUCGCGCCACCGCCAUGCGCAAGUACGUAGACCACAUGAUCACUCUUGCCAAGGGAGGCUCUCCUCACCAGAGAAGACAAGCCCUAGGAUUCCUCUACGAUAAGCAAUUAGUGCACUCACUGUUCGCCGAAGUGCCGGAGAGGUACGGGGAGAGAAACGGUGGAUACACAAGGAUCAUUCGGACUAUGCCGCGCAAGGGCGACAAUGCUCCGAUGGCAUUCAUUGAGCUUGUUUAGGUAUUUCCUCCUUAGUUAGCCCAAUUUUACUUUGCAUCGAAGUUUACGUAUUCUAAAAGACCUAGAAUUGACACUUCUCUUCGAUGGUAGUGUGGAUGACUAUCCAUUGUAGAAUGUCCUGAUUUCUCAAGCUCUUUACAAAAGAACUCUUGCCUCUCAUUGCA
This is a messenger RNA of Physcomitrium patens, 1328 nucleotides long. RefSeq names its product large ribosomal subunit protein bL17c. The record is from RefSeq and is a predicted model, not a curated record. NCBI's taxonomy places the organism in Eukaryota, Viridiplantae, Streptophyta, Bryopsida, Funariales, Funariaceae. Gene Ontology annotation, cellular component: ribosome; cytosolic large ribosomal subunit. Gene Ontology annotation, molecular function: structural constituent of ribosome. Gene Ontology annotation, biological process: translation.